AUGGAGGGGCAGGCGCCUUCGGACCUCGAGUUAACCGCCGUGUUCGGAGGCAGCGGAUACCUUGGGCAGGCCGUGGCACGUCGGCUUCGUGAGCUUGGAGUCCCGACCCUCAUCCUCGACAUGCAGGCCCCGCCCUCGGACAUCCCCGGGGCAACUUUCGCCCAGUGCGACAUUCGCGAAGCCGCGCGCGUCGCCGAGCUGCUGAAGGGCGUCAAGACGGUCAUCCACGCGGCAGGCUACAUCGACAUCCGGCGGUGCUUCCAUCCCACCGCCAGCCGUGAGAUCAACGUGCGGGGCACACGCAACGUCCUGGAGGCUUGUCGAAGCGCCGGCGUGCGUCGCCUGGUCUUCGUCUCGACUUCAAACGUGCUCAUGGCAGAGAGGGAGUGCCUGGAUGUCACGGAAGAGAGCCCGGUGCCCCCCAACCCCUCCACGGAGUACAGCCGGACAAAGCUGGAGGCCGAAGCCCUGGUUUUGGCCGAGGCGCGCCGUGCGGAAGGCCUGCUCGUCACGGUGCUGCGGCCGCCGUGGAUCUGGGGCCCUGGCGAUCGGAACUUCUGGACGGUGGCGGGCAACCCGCUGCCCCUAAGCAUGCGCACCGGCUACUGCCAGGGCAUCUACCUCCGCAAUGCUGCCAACGCCCUGGUGCAUGCGGCUGCGCAGCUGAAGGACUGCGACGCGCCAGCUCACGGCCAGGCGCUCUUUGUCAGGGAUCCGGUAGGCGAGUCUGGGGAUGGCGGCUUGCUGCACUGCCAGCGCCUGUACCGGUGCCAGGUGGCUGGCCGGACGGUGUUGGAGCAGUGGGACAUCCCUUUCGCCGCUCUGCUGUGGGCCGCUUGGCUUGCAGACCUCCUCUGCCGCGCCCUGUGGUUUCUUUUCGGAGUGCAGCUGCAGCGGGGCGACGGCUUCACGGAGUACGCGAUGUGGGCGGCUUUCGGGCACCACACCUUCUCCGACCGCAAGGCCCGGGAGGUGCUGGGCCCCUGGCCCGAGGUGUCCAUGGACCAGGCCAUCCAGGAGACCAGGACACACUACAAGCUGGGCAAGCAAAAGCUGUCGUGA
Symbiodinium natans is the source of this 1062-nucleotide messenger RNA. The record is from the annotation of a GenBank genome assembly. NCBI's taxonomy places the organism in Eukaryota, Dinophyceae, Suessiales, Symbiodiniaceae.